This is a messenger RNA of Sitodiplosis mosellana (orange wheat blossom midge), 4366 nucleotides long. It is a transcript of the gene Sf3b3, whose product is annotated as splicing factor 3B subunit 3. Bases 535 to 4194 code for a protein of 1219 amino acids. Lineage: Eukaryota; Metazoa; Arthropoda; Insecta; Diptera; Cecidomyiidae. Gene Ontology annotation, biological process: mRNA splicing, via spliceosome. The transcript has 6 exons. Gene Ontology annotation, cellular component: U2 snRNP; nucleus. Gene Ontology annotation, molecular function: protein binding; U2 snRNA binding. The record is from RefSeq and is a predicted model, not a curated record.
AGACAUUAGACAAUUUUUGCUUCAAAGUGUUCUUUGCUUCGGGACGUGCCAAUAUCAAUUGAUGCUUCACAUUAAGGCUAUAAUUUGAAACAGGAUUUUAUGCUCUUUAAAUUGAAAACUACCAUUUUUUUAUUCAAAGAUAUGAAAAACACUCUAGUAUACAAUAUAUAUUGUGCACAAUUUCAUUGAGGAAACAACAAUUAUUAUAGAAUAGGAAUGGCAAGCCUCUUGAAAUUUUGAGAAUAUGCAUUCAAAAGUAUUACCAUAUGUUUGUAUCCAGACUUGCACACACAUACAUCACAUAUCGCAACCAACUUCAUUGCAAACCUUCCCCGGCAUAUAUAUAGUUCUGUCACAAACAUUCGUGAAAAAGAACGCCACAUUUCAUUUGUUUGAUAUUUGUUUUCUUCAACAUUUCUGUGGAUAUCUACAUAAAAAAAACCACUCGAAUAAUAUAUUUUGAAUUGUGCACAGUGAAUGUUUGCAUUCCUAAAAAAACUGUGAAAGGAAUAUAUCAAUUUUGACAACACCACAAUGUAUUUGUACAAUUUAACGUUACAACAUUCAACUGCGAUAACACAUGCGGUUCAUGGCAGCUUUUCUGGAACAAAGUCUCAGGAAAUUUUGGUAUCACGCGGUAAAAGUAUCGAAUUGUUGCGGCCCGAUCCGAACACAGGAAAAAUUCACACCUUGCUGACAGUUGAAAUGUUCGGUGUAAUACGUUCCUUAAUGACAUUUCGUUUGAUUGGUGGAUCAAAAGACUUUGCCGUAGUUGGUUCGGAUUCUGGACGAAUUGUUAUAUUGGAAUACAUACCGUCAAAAAAUAUAUUAGAGAAGGUGCAUCAAGAAACAUUUGGAAAAUCGGGAUGUCGCCGAAUUGUUCCAGGUCAAUAUUUGGCUAUUGAUCCAAAGGGUCGUGCCGUUAUGAUUGGAGCAGUCGAAAAGCAGAAGCUUGUUUACAUUUUGAACCGUGACUCCGAGGCGCGUUUGACAAUUUCAUCACCACUGGAAGCACAUAAGUCAAAUACAUUAACGUAUCAUAUGGUUGGUGUUGAUGUUGGAUUUGAAAAUCCAAUGUUUGCAUGUCUGGAAAUUGAUUACGAAAAAUCAGAUUCUGAUCCAACGGGUGAAGCCGCUCAACAAACCCAACAAACCCUUACAUUUUAUGAACUAGAUUUAUCAUCAAAUCACGUGGUUAGAAAGUAUUCAGAGCCAUUAGAAGAGCAUGCAAACUUUCUUAUUUCUGUACCCGGUGGUAAAGAUGGGCCAUCAGGUGUUUUGAUUUGCUCUGAAAAUUAUUUAACUUACAAAAACUUGGGCGACCAACAUGAUAUACGUUGCCCGAUUCCUCGAAGGCGGAACGAUUUAGAUGACCCUGAGCGUGGCAUGAUUUUCAUAUGUUCUGCUACUCAUCGCACCAAAUCGAUGUAUUUUUUCCUUGUCCAAUCAGAACAGGGUGACAUUUUCAAAGUUACUUUAGAAACAGAAGAUGAUGUCGUAUCUGAAAUCAAGCUCAAAUACUUUGACACAGUCCCACCAGCAACAGCCAUGUGUGUUCUAAAAACUGGAUUUCUAUUCGUCGCCUGUGAUUUUGGAAAUCAUUAUUUGUACCAAAUCGCACAUUUGGGCGAUGAAGAUGAUGAGCCUGAAUUCAGUUCCGCGAUGCCCUUAGAAGAAGGCGACACAUUUUUCUUUGCACCAAGACUUUUGAAAAAUCUAGUAAUGGUCGAUGAGCUACAUUCCUAUGCCCCUAUCUUAGGAUGCCAAGUCGCUGAUCUAGCCAAUGAAGAUACGCCUCAAUUGUAUUUAUUGUGCGGGCGAGGUCCGCGUUCCUCACUCCGAGUUUUACGUCACGGAUUAGAGGUAUCUGAAAUGGCUGUGUCUGAGCUCCCUGGUAAUCCAAAUGCAGUAUGGACCGUGAAAAAACGAACUGAUGAUGAAUAUGAUGCAUACAUUAUUGUGUCGUUCGUAAAUGCCACCCUGGUUCUUAGUAUUGGCGACACUGUUGAGGAAGUAACUGAUAGUGGAUUUUUGGGUACAACACCUACAUUGUGCUGCUCAUCGCUUGGUGAAGAUGCUCUCGUACAAGUAUAUCCCGAAGGUAUUCGACAUAUUAGGGCUGAUAAGCGUGUCAACGAAUGGAAAGCACCAGGCAAGAAAACUAUAUCGAAAUGUGCCGUUAAUCAACGCCAAGUUGUGAUUGCUUUAUCUGGAGGAGAGCUGGUUUAUUUCGAAAUGGAUCCUACCGGUCAAUUGAAUGAAUACACUGAAAGGAAACGUAUGCCAUCAGAGGUUUUGUGUAUGGCUCUCGGUACAGUGCCACCAGGGGAACAACGUUCCUGGUUCUUGGCUGUUGGAUUGGCUGACAAUACUGUCCGUAUAAUAUCACUCGAUCCAUCUGAAUGCUUAUCACCCAGAUCUAUGCAAGCCUUACCAUCAUCACCGGAAUCUUUGUGUAUUGUUGAAAUGGGUGUCGCAGAUUCCAUUGAAACUGAAAGUGGUAGCACUCAGUCAAGUGGUUCAUUACAUUUGAAUAUAGGUUUGAGUAAUGGUGUGCUACUACGUACAUCACUAGAUCCUGUAACAGGUGAUUUAGCUGACACAAGAACACGUUAUUUGGGAUCCCGGCCAGUUAAAUUAUUUCGAAUAAAAAUAAAAGGUUUCGAAUCUGUUUUGGCAAUGUCUAGUCGCACCUGGUUGAGUUAUUAUUUCCAAAACCGAUUCCAUUUGACACCUUUAUCAUAUGAAUCACUUGAAUUUGCUUCUGGAUUCUCCAGCGAACAAUGUUCGGAAGGAAUUGUAGCAAUAUCAACAAACACUUUGAGAAUCUUGGCUUUGGAAAAGCUCGGUGCUGUUUUCAAUCAAAUCACUUUCCCACUGGAAUAUACACCUCGCCGUUUUGCAAUUCAUAGUGAUACAUGUCGCUUGAUUAUCGCUGAAACCGAUCAUAACGCUUACACAGAAGACACCAAAGCAGUCAGAAAAAUGCAAAUGGCAGACGAGAUGCGAGAGGCGGCAGGAGAAGAUGAACAGGAAUUGGCUAAUGAAAUGGCUGAAGCCUUUAUUAACGAGGUAUUGCCUGAAAACAUAUUUUCGUCACCAAAGGCCGGUGCUGGUAUGUGGGCAUCGGUGAUUCGUAUAAUUGAACCAGCCCAUGGGCAUACUAUACAUAAAGUAAAACUGACGCAAAACGAAGCAAUUAUCUCCAUGUGUACUGUGAAGUUUCACUCAACUAUGGACGGAAGAACUUACUUGGCGGUUGGAAUUUCGAAAGAACUACAAUUAAAUCCGCGAGUUAGCAAUGGUGGCUGCAUUGAUAUUUAUCGCAUUGAUGUAACUUGUUCAAAUCUAGAAUUCAUUCAUCGCACGGAAAUGGAUGAAGUACCAGGUGCACUAUGCUCAUUCCAAGGCAGACUUGUAGCUGGUAUUGGAAAAAUUUUGCGUAUUUAUGAUUUGGGCAAGAAGAAACUUCUACGCAAGUGCGAAAAUAAACAUAUUCCAAAUCAAAUUGUGAACAUACAAUCAAUGGGACAACGUAUUUAUGUGGCCGAUGUUCAAGAAUCUGCAUAUUUUGUGCGAUAUAAACGGGCUGAAAACCAAAUAAUUAUAUUUGCCGAUGACACCCAUCCACGGUGGAUCACAUCCAUGACAUUGCUUGAUUACGAUACAAUCGCAACCGGCGACAAGUUUGGCAAUGUUUCAAUUUUACGCCUCCCUCAUUCAGUCACCGAUGAUGUAGAUGAAGAUCCAACCGGUACAAAAUCGUUAUGGGAUCGUGGAUUGCUAAGUGGUGCUUCACAAAAAGCUGAAAAUAUCGGAACUAUUCAUAUCGGUGAAAUUGUUAUGUCAAUGCAAAAAGCUACCUUAAUACCCGGUGGCUCUGAAUCACUUAUAUAUGCAACAAUCAAUGGAUCUGUCGGUGCUUUAGUACCAUUCACAAGCCGCGAAGACUAUGACUUUUUCCAACACUUGGAAAUGCAUAUGCGAAACGAAAAUCCGCCUCUUUGUGGGCGAGAUCACUUAAGUUUCAGAAGCUACUAUUACCCAGUCAAGAAUAUUAUGGACGGUGAUUUAUGCGAACAAUUUACAUCUCUUGAUACAGCAAAGCAGAAGAAUAUCGCGAGUGAUCUAGGGCGAACUCCAAACGAGGUGGCUAAAAAAUUAGAGGACAUUCGGACUAGAUACGCAUUUUAAUGAAUUAAUUAAUAAUUUCAUUAAUUUCCGUUGUUAUACUUCUAUAUUCUAAGAUUCUGAUUGGUUUAAUAAAAGAAUGUAAUGAAUUAAAUUUAUUUUUAAGAACUUACAGCAGUGCACCGUUCUGCAGAAUGCUCUUAUCAAAAUAAAUUGAGAUUUGAUUUGACGGUAA